Medioppia subpectinata is the source of this 4043-nucleotide messenger RNA. The record is from the annotation of a GenBank genome assembly. Lineage: Eukaryota; Metazoa; Arthropoda; Arachnida; Sarcoptiformes; Oppiidae.
CAAACUUUUCUCUCGUUGUGUCAAUACUUUUGUCGUCCGUUUUUGCGGUCAACUCGUUAUCGCCAUCAGUGGUGAAGAAGUGAUCGGCGAGUGAUGGCCCGUGUCUUCUGUUGGGGCAAUACAUGCAAUGGAGAGCUGGGUUUGGGUGGCAUCGAAGACGAGCACAUCCUUCUGCCGCGCAAACAGAAAGUGGCGAUCGAUGGCCGCAAGUAUGCCAUCCGUCAGCUGUCGUCCGGUCGUAACCAUACGCUCGUACUGUUGGCCAACCCGUUGGACGACACGUCGCUUGUGUUGAGCUGCGGCUCCAAUGAGAGACACCAAUUGGGACGAGAGGGCAGUUGGCGUCGCUUCGACACCGUUGACGGCAUCGACAAACACGUGGUCGUGAGGCUGUGCUGCGGCGCCAACCACUCACUCGCCCUCACGUCCGCCGGACAGAUGUUCGGCUGGGGUUGUAAUCUAUUCGGACAGUUGGGAAUCGGUAAUAAAGUGGACGAAUCGGUGCCAAAGCCGUCGUUAGUGAAGAGAUUGGCCGCAGAAAUGGUGGUUCAGAUCGCUUGCGGCGGAAAUCAUAGUUUGGCGCUCACUAUAAACGGCAGUAUCUAUUCCUGGGGUUCCAAUGCUUUCGGACAGUUGGGAAACGGUGUGAAAGGCAACUGUGAGAACAGCCCAAUAGAGAUACUGUCUCUGCGAUCGGUUCCGAUCCGGCAAAUGUCUUGCGGUGGCUCUCAUUCGGCGCUACUUUCAUAUACGGGUGCGAUAUAUAUGUGGGGGAAGAAUGAAUUCGGUCAGUUAGGCCUGAAUGAUAUGCAAAACAGAUUAGUUCCCACCGUUCAGACCACUCUUCGGUCACAACGAAUCUCUUUCAUCGACUGCGGCGAAGAGCAUACGGUGGCGCUGACCGCCGAUGGCGGCCUAUUCUCGUGGGGCGCCGGUAUGUACGGGCAAUUGGGUCACGCGAAGAACAACAACGAAAUACUUCCCCGAAGAGUGUUUGAAUUGAUGGGAAAUGUGGUCACACAAGUGUCUUGCGGCCGAUGCCAUACGUUGGCCACCAUUGGUUCCAACGGCCGAUUGUAUUCGUUCGGACUGAACGGUUCCGGACAGCUCGGGAUCGGGACUCAAACGAGCAAAAGUGUGCCAAACCAUGUGUCGGGAAAGUGGGCGGAGUUGGGCGUGAAGGACGUCUGUGUCCGCAACGCCGCCGGUUCUCUAUUGCCGGUCGUCACUGAUAAUCAGUCAUCAAAUUCUUCGCCAAAGGCAUCGCGAAGGCGGCGAUCAAAGGCUAAGAGCCCUCAGAAGCCUAAGAGUCCGCCGAGACGUGGAGAAGACGACGACAGCUGUGAGAUGUCGAUCGACGAGUUGUCUGAUUGCGAUGAUAGCGACAAAGACAUCGCAGACAUGAUGUCUUCAGAUGAGGCCAUUAUUGAAGAGCCCGACGAAUACUCUAAAGAGACUGUAUUAAAACCAGGAUUUAUCUGUACUUCCGAUCUAAUAGUGUCCACAAAACCCGAUUCCAUCGAAAUCAAUGAAUACCAAUCGGAUCCCGACUCUGACAGUCAACUCAAUACAGAACGACAACAACUAGUCGUCAAAGAAAUUGUUGCCUCAAAAGGGGAUCAAAGUUUUGUAUUAGUUGUGAGAUUAAACGAUAACAACUAUCCGAUUGACUUCAGAUAUAACCAGAGUUUCGAUGAGAUUUACAAAUUGGAUACAAAAAGAUUACAAAAACUGAAUGAAACUCUUGAAGACAACAACAUAUCUUCUGAUGACAUCGACUAUAUCGAGAGCGCCUUCACCUCAAUCUCCUGCUGGAACUCGAGUUUCAUCGACGACAAGAUCACCGGUGACUCUGUCUUACCGUCGAUCGAUUGGAGUUCCGCGCGAACGGCCUUCGAGUUCAUUGAAAAGGCCAAAAACAGUCGAAUCAAAGAACUUAUUUAUCAAUCAAUACUUAAAGUAAUACCGGGUUUGCCGGACAUCGACGACGACAGCUCAUUGGAUCCGGAAGUGCUCCGAAUCUAUAUGUUGUUAACACUGUUUCAUCCGUUCAGAACUGACUACAAAAAUGCCGAAGCGAUGCGAAAACUGAUUUGUGGAUACAUGAGAGCCGUUCUUCGUUUGCACGACUCGGCCAGUGAUGUGAUUAAGCAAUGGUUCGGCCGAUUGGAGACCAAACACUUCCGUCAACUCAUUCAUAACGUUAAGAAUUAUAUGAAAGAAGUGUUUGAGAGUCAAAACAAUCAAAACAAAGAGUUUGAGAGCAGGUCUUCGGGUGCGGACGGAGCGCAUCAGCAGAGAGUAAUCGACUCCGAACUUCACGACACGUUAGGCCUGAGUCUUGACUUUUUGGCGCUUCUGAAUAAAGUGAACCAAAUGUAUAGCAAAAUCUCGUAUAAAGACUUCUAUAUAGAAAAUAUCAGUGAAAUGAUUGACGUGGAGAGGGAUUACGUUGAAUGGCUUGUGUACCGAUCGGGACAUAUGGGCCGAAUGGCUGGUCUCAGGCCUCUAUACCUGUGUAACUACGCCUUCAUCUUUGAUCCGCCGGCGAAGACACAGAUUCUGACCAUCGACUCGAAAAUACAACAAAACGAAGCGAUCGAGAACUCGGUCUAUAGGAGUCUUUUGCAACCGAUUAUAAUGGGAAACACACUUCUCGUUCAGACGCCGUAUUUAGUGCUGUCCGUCGACCGAAACAAUAUAUUACAGCAAACAAUAAACCAAUUGUGUUAUAAGAGUCAGAGUCACGGAAAUGACUUCAAGAAGCCGUUGAAAGUGAACUUUGAAGGCGAGGAAGCGAUCGACGCCGGCAUCGGUAUGAAGAAAGAGUUCUUCCUAUUGUUGAUGAAAGAGGUUUUGGACAAAAAGUACGGAAUGUUUUGCGAUUAUGACGAGACGAACAGCAUUUGGUUCAAUCCGGGCGACGGCGUCGACAACGACGAGCUCAUCAAUUAUAGCCUAAUUGGCAUUAUAUGCGGUCUCGCUAUCUAUAAUCAGGUCAUCAUUUAUCUGCCCUUUCCUUUGGUUCUCUAUAAGAAACUAUUGAACGAAAGCUUGCAUUUAGAAGAUCUCAAUUGUUUGGAUCCGAUUCUGACCAAAAAUCUUCGCGACAUUCUUCACACCACUUACUCGGAGGACGAGUUCAACGCUAUCUAUAGUGACCUGAACUUCACGAUUACGUUAACCUGUUUUGGAUCUGCGGUUGAGUUUGAACUCGAAAGCGGUGGCAAAAAGAAGACUUUGAAUUACAAUAAUAGGAAAGAUUACGUAAACCUGUAUUGGAAUUACAUUUUGAACGUUUCGGUCGAACAGAAGUUCAAGCAUUUUAAGGCCGGUUUUAAUCGAGUGUUGGAUUCGGGAGUGUUGUCUCUCUUCCACGCCGAAGAACUCAUGCAAUUAGUGUCCGGUCAGGAGGUGUUCGACUGGCAAGUGAUGCAAACAUCUGCCACCAAAUACAAGGAACCGUUCAGCGAAUCGCAUCCAACAAUCGUUAAAUUCUGGAAUGUCUUCCAUUCGCUAACCAAUGAACAGAAGAAGAAAUUCUUACUAUUCCUCACUGGAAGCGAUAGAAUACCUAUUCUUGGAAUGAAAGCUCUGAAUCUUGCGAUCCAACCCAUGAAAGUGAGUGAAGAGCACUUGCCGGUGGCGCACACGUGCUUCAAUGUCCUCGAUCUGCCCGAACACUAUUCCAACGAAGACAAGUUGCGGCACAAACUCCUUCAGGCCAUCGAAUGCAGUCAUGUCUUUGCUUUGGCAUAACAUGUCGUACAUUCAGAUGCACCACAUGUCACAACUAAUGGUGUCUAUCAAUAGAAUACAGGAAUACAUUAAUAUAAGUCAUUGAAAGUGAAUAUAAUUUAUGGAAUUAUAAAUAUUUUUUAAUUGUAUUAUAAAAAAGAAACAAAUAAUUUAUAUGAAAACGAGAUUAAUAUUUUUGGAUUGUAUUAAUGUUUGAACAGAUUUUUAUGAGUUGUUUACGAAUAUUAAUAAGUGCUGAAAAUGAUGUUAAAUAUGUUUAGGAUUUUUUAAUUUAUAAAUUCUAU